AUGGGCGCCGCUACUCCCUCCUGCUCCUCCACCUCCACCUCCUACUGGUUGGACUCGUUCCCAUCCGACUUGAGCUUCAGCAGCGGCGAGAUGCUUGACGCCGAAAGGGAGAAGCCAACAGCCUCGGCGCCGUCAUACAUCGGCGUGCGCGCGCGGCCGUGGGGGCGGUUCGCGGCGGAGAUCCGGGACUCGACGCGGGGCGGCGCGCGGGUGUGGCUGGGCACGUUCGGCACCGCCGAAGCAGCCGCGAUGGCCUACGACCAGGCGGCGCUCUCGUCACGCGGCGCCGCCACGGCGCUCAACUUCCCGCUCGAGCGCGUCGAGGAGUCGCUCCGUGCCCUCGGCGCCACAGCCACAGGCAUGGCCGGGGCCGGCUCUCCCGUGCUGGCGCUCAAACGGCGCCACUCCAAGAGAAGAAGGCGCGGCAAGGCCGAGAUAGCGAACGAUGCGGCGACAUGCCGGAGGAGUAAUAUGAUCGUGGCCAUGGACACACGGUUCAUCGUGGAGCUGGAGGACCUCGGCGCAGACUACCUGGACGAGCUUCUCAGGAUUACGUGUAAUACAGCUUACUAG
Molecule: messenger RNA, 573 nt
Organism: Triticum aestivum (bread wheat)
Lineage: Eukaryota; Viridiplantae; Streptophyta; Magnoliopsida; Poales; Poaceae
Product: ethylene-responsive transcription factor 15-like
Exons: 1
Coding region: 1-573 (190 amino acids)
Biological process (GO): regulation of DNA-templated transcription; ethylene-activated signaling pathway
Molecular function (GO): DNA-binding transcription factor activity; DNA binding
Source: RefSeq, a predicted model, not a curated record